Brachypodium distachyon (stiff brome) is the source of this 1682-nucleotide messenger RNA. Its product is annotated as protein PIN-LIKES 7. The transcript is spliced from 6 exons. The record is from RefSeq and is a predicted model, not a curated record. Gene Ontology annotation, biological process: endoplasmic reticulum to cytosol auxin transport. NCBI's taxonomy places the organism in Eukaryota, Viridiplantae, Streptophyta, Magnoliopsida, Poales, Poaceae. Bases 149 to 1468 code for a protein of 439 amino acids. Gene Ontology annotation, cellular component: membrane.
CACAACGGAGCCUAGCUAGCUAGGCCUAUAUAUACCCAUCACCACCCGGAACUAAAAGAUGCAGACUUGAGCUAGCUGUGUUACCAAUUAACUUGUGAAUAAUCAGCACAGCUCAAGCCUGUCAGUCACUAAAGUGCAUCCAUCAAGCAUGGGGUUCAUGUCUCUGCUGCUGCUGGCAUCGUCUCCGGUCGUGGAAGUGCUCCUCAUCGCCCUCGUCGGCGCCUACCUCGCAUCCCCCAGCCAUGGCCACGGCCUCCUCACCCCCACCGCGCGCACCCACAUCAACCGCGUCGUCUACGCCGUCUUCACCCCGGCGCUCAUGAUCUCCAGCCUCUCCCGGACGGUCACGCUCCGGGACGCCGUCUCAUGGUGGUUCAUGCCGGUCAACAUCGGCAUCAUCUUCCUAGCAGGCGGGCUCCUUGGCUGGGCCGCCGUCUUCCUCCUCCGGCCCCCGCAGCACCUCAGGGGACUCGUCGUGGCGUCGUGCUCCGCCGCUAACUUUGGUAACUUGCUCCUCAUCAUGAUCCCCGCCGUGUGCCAGGAGGAAGGGAACCCUUUCGUCGUCCACCACGGCGACCAAGAGGGCGUCUGCACCGACCGAGGACUCUCCUACGCAUCCUUCUCCAUGGCCCUUGGAGGAUUGUACAUCUGGACGCACACGUACAGCGUCAUGAAGAGGUCCAGCGAGAUAUACCGCAAGAUGAACGUUCAUGACUCCACCCUUGUUCAUGAUCAUCCCAGCAAGGACUCUCUGAGAUCAGAGGAACAACACCAGCUAGAAGAGCCCACUUGGAACGGCGGCGGCGACGAAGAGGGGCUUGUGCCGUCAGAUAACUCUGUCGUCCUCCAUGAGAAGGAACAGAGCAAAGCUCUGCUGAUGCCACUGGUGUCUACCUAUCAUCAUUCCAGUGGGAAUACAAUGAGCAACAGCGUUUGGGACAAGCUCAAGCAUGGCACCCACCAGAUCCUCCAGGAGCUCACCGGGCCGCCGACCAUCAGCGCCGUUCUAGGGUUCAUCAUCGGCGCCGUGCCGUGGCUGAGGUCGGUGUUCGUAGGCGAUGAAGCUCCCCUGCGAGUCGUCCAAGACGCCCUAAAAAUACUUGGAGAUGGCACCAUCCCCUGUGUUACUCUCAUCCUCGGAGGAAACCUCACCAAAGGUGUGCGGAAGACGGCAGUGUCGCGGUGGGUGAUUGUGGCGAUCAUCGGCAUCCGGUACGUGGCCCUGCCGUUGAUCGGGAUGGCGGUGGUGAAGUCGGCGCGGGAGCUCGGGUUCCUGCCGGCCGACCCGCUGUACCAGUACGUGCUGAUGCUCCAGUUCGCGCUGCCCCCCGCGAUGAGCAUCGGCACCAUGGCACAGCUCUACGACGUCGCCCAGGAGGAGUGCUCCGUCAUCUUCCUCUGGACUUACCUUGUCGCCGCACUCGCGCUCACCUUCUGGUCUACCAUCUUCAUGUCCAUCCUCUCCUAGGAAACGAAAAGAACUGGCCCAUACUCCACCUACCAACUGCCAAUCAUACAUACAGGAGGGGAUCAAUUAAUCCUAGCUACUGCGGCAUACAGUUCUCUUUCCUUUUCCCCAUUUUUUGAGAGAAGCAGCAGCAGCAGCAGCAAAUUUGGUUUGGAACAAGUGGCAUGUAUGUAUAGAUUUGCUAUUAAUAUAAUACACUAGUAGUAUUGAUCAA